AUGAUGACGGCGCAGCUGCUCGACCAGAGCGCUCACCAGCCCGUCGGCAUGACAGGUGUAUACACACCGUCCAGCGACGAACACAAGUCCACCCCGCAAGGCGAUGAGAUCUCAACUUCUCGUCCAUCCGCGCCGUCCGACUUCUUCAAAACCCUCCCUUCGUCGGCCAACAACGUCUUUUCAGCAGAGCAACCUAAUGGGACACCCAUAGAGUCAACAAGAGUACACGUCGAUGCACAUGGUCGAACGCUGAACCCAAGAAGCUGCGUGACCUGUCGGAAGAGGAAGGUCAAAUGCAACAAAAUCCAUCCUUGCAACAACUGCAACCGAGCACACAUCGAAUGCGUCUUUCCCUCGCCCGGUCGAGCACCCCGAAAGAUCAAUAAGCCCAGUGAGGGGAGGGACAAAGAGCUUCUCGAGCGGUUGAGGAGGCUCGAGGGUGUAGUCAAGGGCUUGGGGGUGGAGGUGGAUGAUAAGGAGAACGGAGAGCAAGAUGAGCAGGCGGUACAGCAGGACGGUCAAGAUGGAACGCCGGAUGAGCUGCAUAAGGAGAACAAUCUGAGUAAGAGUGGUGCGAACGACCGUUGGGCGUAUCAAUACUUCGACGGCAACCGCUCAGACCGCACGAGGUGGGUAGAUGAGAAGCAAAGAGGGAAUUUCGAAACUAGAUUCGGACGCCUGGUCGUCAACGAGGGCAAAUCGAGAUACAUCAACAACUCCUUCUGGGCAAACCUGAGCAACGAGGUAGAAGAUCUGAAGGGCAUCUUGAACCAAUCUAGUGAUGAAGAGGAUGUCGAUGAGUCGCCAGAUAGCCACACGAACUUGGCAGGCGUGCAACAAGGCUGGGUCUUCGGUUUUAGCUCGCUAAACGUCGACCUACUAUCACUGCAUCCUCUGCCCGGCCAGAUAUCGGCGUACUGGAGCAUCUACAAGGACCGUGUGGAUCCGCUGGUCAAGGUGCUGCAUAUACCGACUAUUGAGCCAACGAUAUUGAGUGCUGCAUCACAUCUCUCGAACCUGUCGAAAGGCUUCGAAGCGCUGCUUUUCACGAUUUACUACGGUGCAACCACCAGUCUGAACGCAGAAGACUGCAAAGCAAGCUUCGGAGAAGAAAAGACAGUACUGCUCGCCCGCUACCGCUUCGCAAUCGAACAAGCGCUGUCAAGAGCAAAUUUCCUAACAACAGAAGAGACGAUCGUGCUCCAAGCCUUCGUCAUCUUCCUCAUCUGCCUCCGCCGCAACAAUGACGCCCGCGUCAUCUGGACCCUUACCGGCCUCGUCGUCCGCAUAGCCCAAACACUCGGUGUCCAUCGCGACGGCACCCACUUCGGCCUACCGCCUUUCGAGAUCGAGAUGCGUCGGCGCCUGUGGUGGCAGGUCUGCAUCCUUGAUACCCGCGCGAGCGAAGACCACGGCUGCGAUCCUACCAUAAUGGAGCAGUCUUUCGACACGAAGAUGCCGCUCAACGUCAAUGAUGUCGACAUCGGGCCUGAUAUGAAGGAGUUCCCGCUUGAGCGGACGGGUUGUACGGAUAUGUCGUUCUGCUUGAUCCGCUUUGAGGUCGCAAAUACGUUUAGACGCAUCAACUACGUUCCUCCUGGGCCGCCCCGGCAGUGUAAGGAGUAUUACAAGAGCAUCACGUUGCAGGAUAAAGAGACGUGGAUCACCGAAUGCCAUAACCGCCUUGAAGAGCGGUACCUCAAGCACUGCGAUAUGAGUGUGCCGCUGUUCUGGGUCACAGCGACGGUGGCAAGGUUGAUGAUGAGUAAGAUGUGGUUGAUGGUGUAUCACCCCUUCCAACGGCAAGACGGCGGCGCCAGUCUACCCGACGAAACGAAAGAGAAGCUGUUCAUCACGAGCCUGGAAAACAUCGAGUAUAGCAUUCUCCUCGAAACGGAAGCAAGAACGAUGAAAUGGGGCUGGCUGUUCAAGACCUACAUGCAAUGGCACGCCCUCGCCUUCAUCCUGUCCGAGCUCUGCCAGCGCACAACAGGCGACCUCGUCGACCGCGCCUGGCGAGCCGUCGAGAAAUCCAAAGACGGCCGCUGGGGCGUCCGAUUCACGGACGACUCCCGCGCAGACCACCUCUGGCGCCCGUUGCGAAAGCUCUACCGCAAGGCCAAAGACGCCCGGGCCCGAGGAAUCCAAGAAGAAGCACUCACGAAGCCGCAACUCACGCCGCAGCGGACUUACAGCCCCAACGCGAAUCCGAUGUUCGAGCACCCCGAACGCCCGAGGAUGACGAGAGCGCCGCUGUCGCAGGCACAGGCGCAGCGGUUCGCGAGCGGGCCGACGUUUGGGGAGGUACCGGUGGAUAAACAUGAGUUGUUUCGGUCGCCGAAGCUUUUGGAGACAGUUGGGGGGGAGGAUGUUGAUCCGAUGGACGCCAUCAGCCUUCAGAACACUGGGAGGAAGCAGCAACCGGACUAUGGUGCCAUGCCAAAUGGAGCCAAUAUGCCACUCAACUCUGGCUACGCCAUGCACGACGCCCUCUCCUCCUCGCAAGCUAUGCAGCAGCCGAACCCCCAAUACACUGCUCCAACCUCCUUCCCAAACCUGCCCACCAACACCAUGCCCCUCGACUUCUCCACCACCAACAACGGCACAUUCUACCCUCCCCGCGCGAACUCCCUCGAUUCCAACGGCGAGCUCGACAUGUCCAUCAUGGACACCAGCGGCGACAUCAACUGGGAGAACUGGGACCAGCUGGUCAAGCAGUUCGGCAUGGACGUCGAUUCUGUGCCGGGGGCGGGCGUGGCGACGGAUUGGGCUGGUGGGGGGUGGGAUGUUCUUGCUAAUGGGGUGAAUGGGGUUAACGGGACUAGCGGGGUUGGUGGUAGUGGGGAGGAGUGGUUUAGAUGA
This is a messenger RNA of Saxophila tyrrhenica, 2862 nucleotides long. RefSeq lists its product as uncharacterized. NCBI's taxonomy places the organism in Eukaryota, Fungi, Ascomycota, Dothideomycetes, Mycosphaerellales, Extremaceae. The record is from RefSeq and is a predicted model, not a curated record. The transcript has a single exon. Gene Ontology annotation, biological process: regulation of DNA-templated transcription; DNA-templated transcription. Gene Ontology annotation, molecular function: DNA binding; DNA-binding transcription factor activity, RNA polymerase II-specific; zinc ion binding. The coding region runs from base 1 to 2862 and encodes 953 amino acids.